Molecule: messenger RNA, 2010 nt
Organism: Anopheles marshallii
Lineage: Eukaryota; Metazoa; Arthropoda; Insecta; Diptera; Culicidae
Product: basic-leucine zipper transcription factor A-like
Exons: 4
Coding region: 1-2010 (669 amino acids)
Source: RefSeq, a predicted model, not a curated record
AUGGAUGACAAAGGUGCACUGCGUGAGGCGACGGCGACGGCGACUUCUUCAACAUUCCUGCUAGGGUUGACGUUGGCAGAGAAGAAGAACGUCACCGAACAAACGGUCGAAACGCCAACCGCAGCAAAGGAAAAGCGCCAAACCGAGCAUGAAACGCGUGCGGUCCCACUGUCGCUAAUUGCCGCCCGUCGCCAGCAGGCUCUACAUCACCAGCAACAGCAGGAGUACUAUCAGAGCGAGGAAGGUUCGUUCUAUGCCGCACAACCGGCCGCCGGUCAACCGCCGGUCGCUUACAAAUCGUCCGGUGGUGCACACAAAACGGCCAACUCGCAGGAACAACCACAAUACCAGGAGCUACCUCCCGAGUACAUCAGUCUGCUCCAUCAACUUGCGGAACACCAGCCAAAGGCAUCGGCAUUGAAGCAAGGCAAGGCCGUCAGUCAGCAGUACGAGCCCCAGAGUCACGCUCAGCACACGAAACCGAACCAGGUCCAGUACAUUACCGAGGAGGAGUAUGCGCAGCUACUAAAGCAAGCCCAGCAACAGCAAGGUCCUGCUGCGGCUCAUCAUCAACAUCACCACCAGCACCAGCAGCCACCGCAGGGCCUGCAGGCGUACGGACGACCGGCCGCCGCUCACGGUGCCCCCACAGCUGCUCACAAGUAUCGGCCAGCAAUUCAACUGCUAGAAACGGCCGAAGAACAGCCGGGAUCGUAUGGGCCCCAGGACGGUGAGCAGUACCGUAUCCAGUACAAGAGCAUCCAACAGGCCGGCACAGUGACGCCCGUCCAGAAGCCAGUUAGCUCUUUUUCCUUCGAAAAUGAACUCGCUAAGCUGGUGGAGUCGAAUCGCCCGCUAGCGUACCAUCAGGUGCCGCACCAUCCCGGACGCCAGCAGCACGACAGUCAGCACGAUGCCCAACGGUAUGGUCCCACGCCAAGUCCCCAGUCGCACGAGUACACGUACGUCCAGGCAGGUCCCGCACAUGGUCGUGAACCGCAACCGCCAAAGCAAUCGAUCAAAGCGCAGUACAUUGCACCGUUUGCACAGGGUUUGCAGCUGUCCGGUCCGAAGAUAAGCCCGGCUCACCUGCAGGUUGGUCCGCAAAAGUUCGUCGACAGUGCUCCACCCGCACAGAAGUACCAGUUCAUUGCCCAACCCGAGUCGGUUCCAUCGAAGGCGCACCAUCACCACCAACAGCAGCAACAGCAGCAUCAGCACCAUCAUCAUCAGGCACCGGCACACCAAGGCCAGCAGUACUUUGCUGAGGUAUCGCCGAAGCAGCAGGCUGGAACACCGUCGCCAAAAAUUCAGUACUACAUACCGAAGGAGAAGAACGUGCAGAUCUACUACCAGCAGGCCCAACAGCAGCAACAGUCCGUGAUCGAGCAGCAUUCGCCACAGCAUCCAAUGAAGAUCGUCGAAGCACCGCAGCUGCAGAACGAGAAGCCUCAGAAAACCGUUCAAUCGCUCCACCGUUCCAAGCCUGCCGAGCAGCAGCAAGUGCACCAGCAUCGCUAUGCUCCUCGCGAAAAGCAGCCGGAAUCGGCCGCCGAUCCACAUGCACCGUCCCGUUCGGCCAUCUUCGUUUCGCAAUCCACCGGUGUUAACCAGGCAACGGCGGCAGCCACUCCGGCCCCAUCGGCCCAUCCGCACAAGAUUCCACCGAAAAUUGAUCGACCACUAACCCAGGAAGAGUUCCAAGCACUGGUAGACGCAGGAUAUUCCGUAGUGCCCGUGCCGGUACCCGUUCCCGUGCCAAUCUCUCAGUACCAGCAGCAAGCGGCGCAUCAUGCCGGACAUGGCGGUGCGCCACAUCCGGGACCGCGAGGUGGUCCACAUCCCACACCGGCCGUCGUUGCCCGACAGGCUGCACAAGCAUCCCGCUACCACCUUCAUCAGCUAGCGACGGCAGAAAACAACCCGAAUCAGGUUGUCACAUACCUGCGCCCCUUACAUCUGGAUCCGUUUUCGGCCGGUGUUCGAGGACCGCAUAAAGCUGCUCCCUGA